ACAGUCACACCGAUAAAUAUCGUCAACAGUUAACACGUUCACAAAUGUUGCUCAUAAAUUACGCGUCCACUUUCAUGCGAGUCAAUACUUGACCUUCCCAGGUUGUCGUUAGAAUUUGUCGCAUAUUCGGUACAUGAGCUGUAAUAUUUCACGUGUUUACUAUAAAUACACUGCGGUAGAUGAUUUUCUUCCUCUUAUUUUGUAUGCCUUAGGUCCCAAUUAGAACCUAUUUGACGUUUAUUAAGCGCCAUGAACUUGCGAUGGACAUAUCUACAUUGUCACCGCAAUUAUAUUUAUUUUUGAUGUAAAAUUUGUGUCAUAUUUUAGUAUGAGAGAGAGGUAUAAGAUUUCACUCUUGUUCUUAGUUUUUUUUGACCAAAUUGUUUUAACAUAGAUGUAUAAAGUAAGUGCAACGGUUCAUUGAAAACGAUCUGCAGUCGUGCCACAUUUGAUAUAUGCAAGCAUCUAACUGCAGUCGUGCCACAUUUGAUAUAUGCAACCAUCUAAAUAACUUUUCAGCUAUCCCACAUCAUGUUUCAGGUGCUUUCUAUUUGCAGCAUAUCUCACAUGUUCAUCUCUUAUUAGUAUCGUAAUAUUUUUUUCUGAAUUCUCACAUACAAAUGUGAAAUAAUUAUCUGAACUAAAGGCCAGUGAGGAGUGCCUUGCACUAAUAAGACGCUCUUUGAAAUCAGCUACAAUGGAAACCUCUGGUUCUCAGUUUGAAGUAAAAGUGCCACACAUAUUUGUAACCUUGGGAGCUUCAGGCGAUUUAGCAAAGAAGAAGAUAUAUCCUACAUUGUGGUGGCUUUACAGGGAUAAUCUCCUACCACCUAAUACAAGGUUUUAUGGUUACGCAAGGUCAAAAAUUUCACUGCAAGAACUUCAAAAGAAAUGUGAACCAUACAUGAAGGUUAAAGAAGGAGAGAAAGAGAAGUAUGAAGAGUUUUGGGCACAUAACAAAUACAUAGCAGGCAGUUACGAUUCAAGGCGUGAUUUCGAACUCUUAAACCAGGAACUGAUGACCUGUGAGAAUGGCACUUCAGCAAACAGACUGUUUUAUCUAGCACUUCCACCAUCAGUUUUUGAAGAUGUAACUGUUCACAUCAGAAAUUCAUGCAUGGCUGUGAAAGGAUGGACAAGAAUAAUUAUAGAAAAACCAUUUGGUCGAGAUGCUGACAGCUCAAAACGAUUGUCAGACCAUUUGGCAUCACUAUUCAAGGAGGAGCAGAUCUACCGAAUUGACCAUUACCUGGGGAAAGAAAUGGUGCAGAAUUUGAUGACGUUAAGGUUUGGCAAUAGAAUUUUCAGUCCUACUUGGAACAGGGAAUGUGUUGCUUCUGUCUUGAUAAGCUUCAAGGAGCCAUUUGGCACACAGGGAAGAGGUGGCUACUUUGAUGAGUUUGGAAUAAUUCGUGAUGUUAUGCAGAAUCAUUUACUACAAAUUCUUAGUCUUGUUGCAAUGGAAAAACCAGCAUCUAUCCAUCCAGAUGACAUACGCAACGAGAAGGUGAAAGUACUUCGAUGCAUUCCACCCAUUACUCUAGAUGAUGUAGUCCUUGGUCAAUAUGUUGGAAAGCCUGAUGGGAAUGGUGAAGAAAAGCUGGGUUACCUGGAUGAUCCUACAGUACCAGCAGGUUCAACAACACCAACAUUUGCCACAGCAGUAUUAAAAAUAAAGAGUGAGCGUUGGGAUGGUGUACCAUUUAUUCUCCGUUGUGGGAAAGCAUUAAAUGAACGCAAAGCUGAAGUACGAAUUCAGUACCAGGAUGUUCCUGGAGAUAUUUUUAGUGGAAAGCCUAAACGAAAUGAAUUAGUAAUUAGAGUCCAGCCAGGUGAAGCUGUGUACAUCAAAAUGAUGACAAAAACCCCCGGAAUGACAUUUGAUUUGGAGGAAACAGAACUGGAUUUGACAUACGGAAGUCGGUACAAGGAAGUAAAAAUGCCUGAUGCAUAUGAGAGACUGAUACUUGAUGUAUUCUGUGGAUCACAGAUGCAUUUUGUUCGCUCUGAUGAACUUUCAGAGGCAUGGAGGAUUUUUACUCCACUGCUUCAUGAGAUUGAAAGUAAAAAGAUUGCUCCAAUUCCAUAUGUAUACGGUUCACGUGGACCAAAGGCUUCUGACCACAAGUGUGAUGAGAACAACUUCAAGUACUAUGGAUCGUAUAAAUGGGUUCCACCAAAAGCAUGACUAUAGGAAAGAGAAUGACAUCCGUUCCAUGAUUUGCUUUGUCUUUCAUUUCAUGCAUGUCUUCCACUCAGUAAUGAAAUGUUACCAUUGUAAUAAGAGAAUGAUGAUAAUGUAUAUAGGGUUAAUUUGUUGUUCAAGGUCUAGGGUGGGGAAACUGGGCAUUUUGGGCCAUGUUUAUAUAUUUAAUUUGUCAUAGCAUUUUGGAGGAGUUUUUUAAAAGAUAAUGUACUCAUAGCUCAAAUUUUGUAUACUUGUAAUAUAGAACUUAUGUCACUCUCUAAAUAUGUCAACAUUUAGAAGAAUUGCCUAAGAAAAUCUUCACCAACUAUUUGCAGUUUCUGCUGAAAUGCCAUUUCUUUUACAAUCGGCACAAAAUAUUGUGUAAGAGUAAUGUACACUAGAGUUUUUGCCUUUGAUAUUGACUGAAACUGUAACAGCAACAAAAUUAUUUAAUUUGUGAACCAGUAUGAUUAAUCACAAAUUCAUGUAGUGUAAUGUUCUGUGAAGGCUGACAUUAGCAAUCUGUUCCUAGUUGUGAUUCUUAUAAAUUUUUGUAGAUAUAUUUCUUUAUUUUAAAUGGAUGUGAUACUCAUUACAAAAAUAGCAAAUGACUCACUUGUUAUUAUUUUAUGUAUUGGUUUUAAUCCAUACAUAUUGUGUUAUUUAUGUUAAUGUGUGGACAUUGUGUCUAUAUCUUUCUCAUCAUGUCGAAGUGGAGUUACAGUUUCGAGGAAUUUUCUUGUUUUAAUCUUGUUUCAAUUUUUGUUCAACUUUUUCUCAUUUUAUUUAUUAGUUAAAUUUGAAAUUUGUCUGUCUUUGAAUCACAAAAUUGUCCCCCUUGUAAUCGACAUUGCUCAGUGCUGUCAGUGUGUCCAUGUUAUGUAUUCGUGUUAAUCACCCAGACUAUUUACGAUGGUGUUUUACAAUAAGUGGAAUACACAGUAGUAUGUGCAACAUAUUACAUAAUUGAUUCAUCAUAGACAUUAUCCAGUUGUAGAUAAUACACCAUAUUACAUGAAGUGGAUAUAGGCUUUGGCUACAUACAGAUGGAGUAUACAAAAAUCGUUGCCGACUGAAGUAAUGCCAAACACACUAUUUGACAAUAUUUUAGAUUAUUUCAUUUCAAAUCACCCAGACUGUUUUCUUGUAAUUU
Messenger RNA from Schistocerca gregaria, 3341 nucleotides. RefSeq names its product glucose-6-phosphate 1-dehydrogenase (gene Zw). The transcript has 10 exons. Gene Ontology annotation, cellular component: cytosol. Bases 698 to 2188 code for a protein of 496 amino acids. NCBI's taxonomy places the organism in Eukaryota, Metazoa, Arthropoda, Insecta, Orthoptera, Acrididae. The record is from RefSeq and is a predicted model, not a curated record. Gene Ontology annotation, molecular function: NADP binding; glucose-6-phosphate dehydrogenase activity. Gene Ontology annotation, biological process: pentose-phosphate shunt, oxidative branch; glucose metabolic process.